AUGGAUACGACCAAAUUACCACUAAAUCAACGGAAAGAAACCGGCGAUGUAUGCAGACUCCUGGACGGUCAUGACGUUGCCCGCAAGUGUAACUCAAGACAAGUUUCAAGAUGUGAUGUUCGUCCCUAUCUACUAGGCAUCGAAAUAAAACUUCGUUUAACUCCAAUAAUUACUGUAUUUAUUGAGGAAUUGAAACAGGCUAAUAUAAUGUCUCAGCAGAGUGUAGCUGAUGCGGAUGUUGAUAUUGUGCUCAAGGCCAUUGAGACUGCUUCUGGAAACCGCAACAAUGAAGUGGUUAUUGUUUCGGAAGACACUGAAGUCUUAACAAUGCUUGCUGCACCGAAUCUAGAAGUAUUCUUGCUGAAGCCGCCUUCUGCUAGAGUACCUGAUGGUGUGUAUUCUUCCGAGAGCUUAACACCCAGAAGCGCGUGCAUCAGGUUUCAUAUAUUAUUUCUAGGUGCUAUCGAGGGAAAGUAA
Molecule: messenger RNA, 477 nt
Organism: Psylliodes chrysocephalus
Lineage: Eukaryota; Metazoa; Arthropoda; Insecta; Coleoptera; Chrysomelidae
Source: the annotation of a GenBank genome assembly